CUAUGAGGGGUAGUCACAGCCCGCUUGCGGCACCUCGGUGGCGGCCUCCACCUUCCUCGCGUUGCUGAAGGGUCUUGCACUAGCUUCCGGACCUUGAAAGGGCCCAAAGCAGUGAAACAUCAGGGACCAGGGCUGCAAAUACCCUUGGGACCUUUGUCCAAGAGACAGGCUCUUCCCUUUCAGUAGUCUUAUGGCCUCUAGCCUGCUUUUAAACUGUUCUUUUUACCCCUGUUAUCCCCUCCUCCCGACUCUCAACUCAGUACCUCUCUGGCCUUAAGGAGAGGAAACACGCAAGAUGAGGUACGCAAACGAGUGUUGGAUAACCAGAUGAGAAAACUGAGGUCAGAAAGAUAAACUGAGAAGCCUGUUUUGGAAGAGAAGUGCAAGUAUGUGAUAUCCAGAAUGCCUGUUCUCCGUCUAUACCUGGGAAGGCUUAUCAGGUUUGAGGACCUAACUGAAAUGUGAUUUCCUUCAUCCGAUUGCAUUGUCAUUCCAGGCAGAUGUGAUGAAAAGAAAAAGGCCUGGGGAUCCAGACAAACAUGGCUUCACAGCCUGGAUCCACAGCUAUUAGAGAACCCGGAGCUUCAUCGCACCAUGUGCGGCAUUUGGGCACUCUUUGGCAGCGAUGACUGCCUUUCUGUUCAGUGUCUGAGUGCUAUGAAGAUUGCACACAGGGGUCCGGAUGCAUUCCGUUUUGAAAAUGUUAAUGGGUACACCAAUUGCUGCUUUGGAUUUCACCGGUUGGCGGUGGUUGACCAGCUGUUUGGAAUGCAGCCAAUUCGAGUGAAGAAAUAUCCUUACUUGUGGCUCUGUUACAACGGUGAAAUCUACAACCACAAGAAGCUGCAACACCAUUUUGAAUUUGAAUACCAGACCAAAGUGGAUGGUGAAAUAAUCCUUCAUCUCUAUGACAAAGGAGGAAUUGAACAAACAGUUUGUAUGCUGGAUGGAGUAUUUGCGUUUAUUUUGCUGGAUACUGCCAAUAAGAAAGUGUUCUUGGGCAGAGAUACCUACGGAGUGCGACCUUUGUUUAAAGCCAUGACAGAAGAUGGGUUUUUGGCCGUGUGUUCAGAAGCUAAAGGACUUGUUAACUUGAAGCACUCCAUGACUCCUUUUUUAAAAGUGGAGCCUUUUUCGCCAGGACAUUAUGAAGUUUUGGACUUAAAGCCAAAUGGCAAAGUAGCAUCGGUGGAAAUGGUGAAAUACCAUCACUGUAGAGACGAGCCUCUGCAUGCCCUGUAUGACAACGUGGAGAAACUCUUCCCAGGUUUUGAGAUAGAAACUGUGAAGAGCAACCUCCGGAUUCUUUUCGACAAUGCCGUUAAGAAACGUUUGAUGACGGACAGAAGGAUUGGCUGCCUUUUAUCAGGUGGCUUGGAUUCCAGUUUGGUUGCUGCCACUCUAUUGAAGCAGCUAAAAGAGGCCCAAGUACAGUACCCUCUCCAGACAUUUGCGAUUGGCAUGGAAGACAGUCCCGAUUUACUAGCUGCUAGAAAGGUGGCAAAUCAUAUUGGGAGCGAACACCAUGAAGUCCUCUUUAACUCUGAGGAAGGCAUUCAGGUCCUGGAUGAAGUCAUAUUUUCCUUGGAAACUUAUGAUAUUACAACAGUCCGUGCUUCAGUAGGUAUGUACUUAAUUUCUAAGUACAUUCGGAAGAACACAGAUAGCGUGGUGAUCUUCUCUGGAGAAGGUUCAGAUGAACUUACGCAGGGUUAUAUAUAUUUUCACAAGGCUCCUUCCCCGGAGAAAGCUGAGGAGGAGAGUGAGCGGCUUCUAAGGGAACUCUACUUGUUUGAUGUUCUCCGAGCAGAUCGAACUACUGCGGCCCAUGGCCUUGAAUUGAGAGUCCCUUUCUUGGAUCAUCGCUUUUCUUCCUACUACUUGUCUCUGCCACCAGAUAUGAGAGUUCCCAAGAAUGGGAUAGAAAAGCAUCUCCUGAGAGAGACAUUUGAGGACUCCAAUCUGAUACCUAAAGAGAUUCUCUGGCGACCAAAAGAAGCCUUCAGUGAUGGAAUAACCUCAGUUAAAAAUUCCUGGUUUAGGAUUUUACAGGACUAUAUUGAACAUCAGGUUGAUGACGCAGCGAUGGCAAGCGCAGCCCAGAAAUUUCCCAUCAACACCCCCAAAACAAAAGAAGGCUAUUACUACCGUCAGAUCUUUGAAAACCACUACCCGGGUCGUGCCGACUGGCUGCCCCAUUACUGGAUGCCCAGGUGGACCAGCGCCACGGACCCUUCUGCCCGCACUCUGACCCACUACAAGGCCGCUGCCAAAGCUUAGGCACUCACUGAGCCCUGGAGUCAAAGUAAUCAUUUCUCCUCCUUGUGAAGGGUAGGGGUCUUGAGGAUAGGAAGUGCAAAAUAAAAGUCUUAAAUCCGA
Messenger RNA from Capra hircus (goat), 2379 nucleotides. RefSeq names its product asparagine synthetase (glutamine-hydrolyzing) (gene ASNS). NCBI's taxonomy places the organism in Eukaryota, Metazoa, Chordata, Mammalia, Artiodactyla, Bovidae. The transcript has 15 exons. The coding region runs from base 595 to 2280 and encodes 561 amino acids. Gene Ontology annotation, cellular component: cytosol. Gene Ontology annotation, molecular function: asparagine synthase (glutamine-hydrolyzing) activity. The record is from RefSeq and is a predicted model, not a curated record.